Messenger RNA from Dermatophagoides pteronyssinus (European house dust mite), 1893 nucleotides. RefSeq names its product V-type proton ATPase catalytic subunit A-like. NCBI's taxonomy places the organism in Eukaryota, Metazoa, Arthropoda, Arachnida, Sarcoptiformes, Pyroglyphidae. The record is from RefSeq and is a predicted model, not a curated record.
AUGAGUGAUCAUCAGAAUUCUGACCAUGAAGAACCUAAAGCAAUUAAUGGUCUUCCGUUUGUCUCAGAUAUUAAAGCACCACCACGGCAAUCUGUUUAUUCAAUAAAAUAUUUUUUAGUGGUUGUCGCGAACAAUUUGGCCGGAUGUAAAAUGUUCGAAAUUGUGCAUGUCGGAAAACAAAAAUUAAUCGGUGAAAUUAUUAGAUUGAAAAAUUCGAAAGCUUUCAUACAGUGUUACGAAAACACGGCUGGACUGCGUUUAGGAGAUCCUGUUAUUCGAACUAAACAGCCUUUAUCCGUCAUGUUGGGUCCUGGAAUUUUGGAAAAUAUUUUUGACGGAGUUCAGCGACCACUAACAGCAAUUCACGAAGCAAGCCAAAGUAUUUUUAUUCCAAAAGGAAUUCACUUGGUGUCGCUCAACAAGACGAAGCUUUAUCCCUGGUUCCCGUCAGAGUCAAUCAAGAUGGGAAACACUUUAUCAGGCGGAGACAUUAUAGGGUUCAUGGAAGAAAAUUCUUUGUUUAAAAAACACAUGAUAAUGAUUCCUCCUAAAAUCUCAGGGAAGCUGGUCAUGUUGAAACCCGCAGGAACGUUCAACAUUGAAGAAGUAUUAGCAGAGCUCAAAACUCCGCACGGAAUCACGGAAAUUAAAGCUUACCAUUAUUGGCCUGUACGAGAACCGCGUCCGACAGUGGAAAAACUGGAAGGAGACUCUUUGUUGUACACAGGGCAACGAGUGCUUGACGCUUUAUUUCCUUCGAUCAGAGGGGGCACAUGUAGCAUUCCAGGAGCGUUUGGAUGUGGAAAGACUUGUGUUUCGCAGGCUGUGAGCAAAUAUUCAAACUGUGACGUCGUUACGUACGUUGGAUGUGGAGAACGUGGAAACGAAAUGGCAGAAGUUUUAUCGGAGUUUCCUUCUUUAACGACUCGAAUCGACGGGAAAAACGUAAACGUUAUGCUUAGAACGAUCCUCAUCGCCAACACCAGUAACAUGCCUGUGGCAGCGCGUGAAGCGAGUAUAUACACCGGAAUUUGUAUUAGUGAAUAUUAUCGUGACAUGGGAUACAAUGUUGUCAUGCUUGCAGAUUCGACAUCGCGAUGGGCAGAAGCUCUCAGAGAAAUCAGCGGAAGAUUAUCUGAAAUGCCGGCAGAUAACGGGUAUCCGGCAUACUUAGGAGGCCGGCUCGCUAGUUUUUACGAAAGAGCCGGCAAAGCAGUUUGCGUUGGCAACCCAAAACGAAAAGGUUCAAUAUCAAUAAUCGGAGCUGUCUCGCCCCCUGGAGGAGAUUUUAGCGAUCCUGUCACAGUUUCGACAAUGAACAUCACGCAGGUUUUUUGGGGACUCGACAAAAAAUUAGCUCAACGCAAACAUUUCCCUUCAGUAAACUGGAACAAAAGUUAUUCCAACUACUUGGACCAGCUCAAGCAGUUUUUCACCAACUUUGACCACCAUUUCUUAGACAAUAGACGCAAAAUUGCGGAAAUUCUUCACAAAGAAAUGGAAUUACAAGAAAUCGUGCAGCUCAUAGGCAAAGACUCGCUGGGCGAAACGUCAAAAUUGGUGCUUGACGUAGCCAAAAUCAUUAGAGAAGAUUUUUUGCAGCAGAACGCUUUUUCAGACUACGAUUACAACUGCCCGUUGGAAAAAACAGCUGGAAUGAUGCACAUCAUCGUUAUGUAUUACGAAUCGAUUAACAAUUUGCUUCAAGACACAUCCAAAAACGACCAGCAACUAUCAUUAGCCGUGAUAAAAGGAAAUAUGAGAGAUUUACUUAACAACAUAUCGGCAAUGAAAUUUCAAGACCCCGCACAAUCGCCAACAGAAUUCAAAAACUAUUUCGAUAAGCUAAAAAGUAGAAUUAACGAGGAAUUAAAAAAAUUAAAAUCAUUAUAA